Messenger RNA from Carlito syrichta (Philippine tarsier), 471 nucleotides. RefSeq names its product testis expressed 29 (gene TEX29). NCBI's taxonomy places the organism in Eukaryota, Metazoa, Chordata, Mammalia, Primates, Tarsiidae. The record is from RefSeq and is a predicted model, not a curated record. Bases 1 to 471 code for a protein of 156 amino acids. The transcript has 5 exons.
AUGAAAUACGUGCCGGAAAUCAAGAAGUCCCCACCGCACCUCCUCAAGCAAUUCGCAGUGUGCGACAUUACUCUGUAUGACAUUUGUGACUACAAUGUCUCCCGGGACCGAUGCAAGAUGCUGGGGUGCUGCUUCUACAAGAGCGUCUGCUACGAGAAAGCGGUCCCUGUUUACGUGCAGAUGUUCUUUGCCCUGAUGAUAAUCGUCGCCGGGGCCUUAAUCAUCACCCUUAUCUACAGAGUUGUUCAAGAGAGCCGGAAGGAGAAAGCAGUCACCACGGACACCACGUUAUUAGCCAAGCCCAGUGAGGAAGCUGAGGGGGUCUCAGCUGGUGGUCAGUCACUGCUGAGGCCUUCGAGCAUGGAGACCUCCAAGAGGAGUGACUUGAAAUCAGAGGACGGGCGCUUCCUGGGUGACGAGAUGAUGAGGGAUGGUGAGAUGACGAAAGAUGCUCCCCCACAGAAUGCAUGA